AUGGGCAACUCUGCAUCUUCAACCAGGAAAUCUGCCGCCGCUCUCCGCCAUGCGGCUGCAUAUCGCAAGUCUUCUCAAUCUGAAGCAGCAAGCAACAACUUGGAAGAGGAGUUUAGCACACUAAUCUUGCACGAGGUCAAGCGGCAGCAAAAUGCAGACACACGGGAACAGCCUGCCACGAGUGUCCAGCCGGAUAAACGAAUCAACCAAAUGGAAGACGAGUUCAACGAGUUGAAUGGUGAUCUUUUGGAUCACGAAAUUUAUGCAGUGGAACGCAAUAUUUUGCCAGACGACGCUUCAGACACUAUGCAAGUGGAUGCGGCAGAUGACACCAUGGCCGAGCAUGAUAAUGGACUGGUGGACCUGGUCAGUGACUUGACUAAAGUGGACUUUACACGUAUCGCUGAUCCAGCGGUGGCACGCCAACCGUUAGCCCGGUCUACCAGCACUUUUUCCGCCAAAGAGACUGGAUCCGGUUCCGUGGUUGGGUCUGCGUCUGCUGUGGAUUCUGCUGCAGGGUCAGUCCCAGGGUCGGGAGCUAUCUCUUCGGAUCCGGCAUUGGUCCCUGUGGAAAUUAAAUGGGUCAAUCUGCAGAAGCAACCAAUCGGCAAGGUGUCCAUCAUCGGGCUGUUUUCAAACUGGCGCGACGUGAUCAAGCUCAAGCGCCUGCAGCUGUAUCCCAAUGAAUACUCUACUACCGUGCGGUUACCUCUCGGGGUUCACAAGCUUCUCUAUAUUGUCAACAACGAGUACCGUGUGCUGGACCAGCUUCCGACAGCAACGGACCAGGAGGGCAUUUUCUUCAACUGGUUUGAGGUUUUGGACCCCCACCGCUUGUUCAACCAGUCGCAACAUCCGCACUCAGAUGCUUCGUCGGGGUACGACGCCAACAUAAUACAGGUGGCUGGCCAGUACGAUGCGCUGUUAAUCCAAAAGAAGUCUAACAGCUUCUUGUCGCGUGUGACUCGGGAGGAAAAAGACCUGCCUCAGCAUGUGGAGGUUGUUCCUGAUGCGGGAGAACUGGAAGAGCAGUUUGUGCCAUAUCUCAGCCAUUCUGAACUGUCUUUGGGCCAGGAACGUACACAGCCUGAAGAAGAGUUUUCGUCCGAGAUUCCAGAGAUGUUCGUCAACUAUGACUACUUCAAGACAAUGGCACCGAAUUACGAGCUUCCAGAACCCCCGCAGUUACCUGCGCAUUUGAACAAUGUCCUUUUGAACAAAAUGUCAUCGAAUCAGCUGCAAAACCAUGCACAGAACAUUCCCCAUGUUGGAGAUUCCAAACGUCCAUUGUUACGCCGUGCUGAUAGUUCGUACUAUGCGUCAAACAAGGAAGCAUAUCACCAGUCGAUUCCAAAUCACGUAAUUUUGAAUCAUUUGAUGACCACGUCAAUUCGUAACGGAGUGUUGACAGUGGCAUGUAUCACUCGUUAUUCGGGGAAGUUUGUCACGCAGAUUAUGCAUUCUCCAACGGCUGGUAUGGGUGAAAAUCUGUAG
Clavispora lusitaniae ATCC 42720 is the source of this 1494-nucleotide messenger RNA. It is a transcript of the gene KIS2, whose product is annotated as Kis2p. Gene Ontology annotation, biological process: signal transduction. Gene Ontology annotation, molecular function: protein kinase binding. Lineage: Eukaryota; Fungi; Ascomycota; Pichiomycetes; Serinales; Metschnikowiaceae. The record is from RefSeq and is a predicted model, not a curated record. Gene Ontology annotation, cellular component: nucleotide-activated protein kinase complex; nucleus; cytoplasm.